Messenger RNA from Candidula unifasciata, 624 nucleotides. NCBI's taxonomy places the organism in Eukaryota, Metazoa, Mollusca, Gastropoda, Stylommatophora, Geomitridae. The record is from the annotation of a GenBank genome assembly.
AUGCCAAGGACUAAACAGUUUAUUUCGCGACGACUUUUAAGAACGGAUACAUUGAUGGGGAUUACAUUAAAAUAUGGGGUUACGAUCCAAGAUUUAAAGAAAGAGAACAAACUCUGGAACAAUGAUCAUUUAUUUUUGAGAGAAACCUUAUUGAUUCCCCUGACACCAGAAAAUGAGGGCUUGUUGGAUGAGAACGACACAAUUGUCAUCUGUGAUGGUAGUUCUUCCAGCACCACUUCGCCAUCAUCCCCACACUCACGUCUCCCAAAUGGUGAUCUCCUGGACUCCUCCCUGUCAUCGUCAUCCUCGCAGAAGUCUUCAGGAGUGCACCACAGUGGUAGCAUCCAUGUAGGAAUGUCUAAUGGGGCUUCCACUUCAUCCUGUUCCAGUUCGAAGCCCGCCUCAUCAUCAUCAUCCAGUGAUUUCUUUGCCAAGUAUGACACCAGUAUUGCCAGGUUGAAAGGAGAUGUGGCCAAAAUGGAGAAGAAUGCCGCUGCUGGGUUAAGUGUGGCUUCAACAAUACAGCGGGAGUCCAGGACCUUGAAGGCAUUGGUGCCCGCCACAUAUGGUCAGCGUGGUGGAGAGUUUGAGCGAGAUCUAGAGGAAAGCGAAUCUGUGUGUUAG